AUGGCAUCAGCGGGAGGUGCAGGACGAGGAGGAGGGAAACGAGAUGGAGGGAAGGGAGAGGGGUCGCUGGCUCGCAGGGCGUGGAGGCAGUACCUGCUCCAGCUCCAGCAACAUCGCUCCGAAGAAAGGUCUUCGCUUUCGCUCAUGUUCUUGGAUUUUAUGAUCACGGCGGGGUGCCUCGCCGGCGUCAGUGACUCCGUCGCGCAGAAGCUCUCCGGGUACCAGAAGAUUGAGAAGCGCAGACUCCUGCUCAAGAUGCUCUUUGGUUUUGCAUAUGGUGGCCCAUUUGGACAUUUCUUGCACAAAAUUUUGGAUUAUAUCUUCCAAGGGAAAAAGGACACCAAAACCAUAGCAAAGAAGAAAUAUGAGAUCAGAGCAAUGCAUCUUGAAUCAUAUUUGAUCCAUACUUAUCCCAUCUUUGAAUGUAGGGAGGCCUUUGAAGGAGGUGACGACCAGGGUAAAGAAACAAUACCCUUCUGUGCAAUUGAGCUCUUGGAUGGGGGAUAUUUAUGA
Molecule: messenger RNA, 513 nt
Organism: Miscanthus lutarioriparius
Lineage: Eukaryota; Viridiplantae; Streptophyta; Magnoliopsida; Poales; Poaceae
Source: the annotation of a GenBank genome assembly